This is a messenger RNA of Hyaena hyaena (striped hyena), 912 nucleotides long. RefSeq names its product olfactory receptor 481-like. Gene Ontology annotation, cellular component: membrane. Gene Ontology annotation, biological process: sensory perception of smell; G protein-coupled receptor signaling pathway. Gene Ontology annotation, molecular function: G protein-coupled receptor activity; odorant binding; olfactory receptor activity. Lineage: Eukaryota; Metazoa; Chordata; Mammalia; Carnivora; Hyaenidae. The record is from RefSeq and is a predicted model, not a curated record.
AUGGAGGCCAGAAACCACACAAUGGUGACAGAAUUCAUUAUUUUGGGUUUAACAGAGGAUCCUAUACUUUGUUCUAUCUUCUUUGUGAUUUUUCUAGGAAUCUAUGCUGCUACCAUAUUGGGCAAUAUCAGCAUAAUCGUGUUAAUCCACAGAAGCCCACAUUUUCACACCCCAAUGUACCUUUUCCUCAGCCAUUUAGCCUUUGUGGAUAUAGGGUAUUCCACAUCAGUCACACCCAUUAUGAUUGUGAGUUUCCUCAGAGAGAGAACUACUAUUCCUGUCGCUGGCUGUAUGGCUCAGCUUAGCUCUGAUGUUGUCUUUGGAACGGCUGAGUGAUUCCUGCUGGCGGUCAUGGCCUAUGACCGCUAUGUGGCCAUCUGUGCUCCACUUCUCUACACCAUGUCUUCCAGAGUCUGUAUCAUCUUAUUGGUUGCUUCCUAUCUGGGGGGAUGUGUGAAUGCUUCAUCAUUUACUGGCUGUUUGCUGAGCUUGGCUUUCUGUGGUCCAAAUAAAAUCAACCAUUUCUUCUGUGGCCUCCCACCACUAGUGAAGCUUUCCUGUACCCAUUUUUAUGUUGCUGUAAUAGCUCCUGCCAUCUUCACUGGGUCAAUCAUUGUAAUCACACUGUUUAUCAUAGCUGUUUCAUAUCUACAUAUCCUGCACUCAGUCUUUAAUAUUCAUUCCUUUGAGGGGAGACACAAGGCCUUCUCUACUUGUACUUCUCACCUCACUUUGUUUUUUGGGACAGUCACAUUUGUUUAUGUCAUACCAAAGUCAAGCCACUCAUCUGACCAUAUUAAAGUGGUGUCUGUGUUCUAUACAGUGGUGGUCCCCUUGCUCUACAAUCUGAGAAACAAAGAGGUGAAAGAGGCAAUGAGAAAACUGAUGACUAAAAAACAUAGGUCAUUUUGA